GCGCUGUCCGGGGCGGCCAGAGCGGCGCGCACCGACCGACGGACGGGCCGACGGAGCGGCUGCAGGGCGGACCGACGGGGCAGCGCAGGGAGCGGGCACGCGGCGGGACAGCGACAUGGCCGGCCACUCGCAGCAGCCGAGCGGGCGCGGGCUCCCCGGCCCGGCGCCCUCGCCCUCCCCCGGCCCGGGUCCCGGGCCCGGAGCCUCCCCGGAGCGGGUGACGCUCAAGAAGGAGAUCGGGCUGGUGAGCGCCUGCACCAUCAUCGUCGGCAACAUCAUCGGCUCGGGCAUCUUCAUCUCCCCCAAGGGCGUGCUGGAGCACUCGGGCUCUGUGGGGCUUGCGCUCUUUGUCUGGGUCCUGGGGGGCGGCAUCACCGCCCUGGGCUCCCUGUGCUAUGCCGAGCUGGGCGUCGCCAUCCCCAAGUCCGGCGGGGACUACGCCUAUGUCACUGAGAUCUUCGGGGGCCUGGCCGGGUUCCUGCUUCUCUGGAGUGCCGUCCUCAUCAUGUACCCCACCAGCCUGGCUGUCAUCUCCAUGACCUUCUCCAACUACGUGCUGCAGCCUAUGCUCCCCAGCUGCAUCCCGCCGGCCGCCGCCUCCCGCCUGCUGUCCAUGGCCUGCCUGAUGCUGCUGACCUGGGUGAACAGCUCCAGCGUGCGCUGGGCCACGCGCAUCCAGGACGUGUUCACGGGCGGGAAGCUGCUGGCCCUGUCGCUCAUCAUCGCUGUGGGCUUCGUUCAGAUCUUCCAAGGACACUUUGAGGAGCUGAGGCCCCGCAAUGCCUUCUCCUUCUGGAUGACGCCAUCAGUGGGGCACCUGGCCCUCGCCUUCCUCCAGGGCUCCUUCGCCUUCAGCGGCUGGAACUUCCUCAACUACGUCACUGAGGAGCUGGUGGACCCUCGGAAGAACCUACCUCGCGCCAUCUUCAUCUCCAUCCCGCUGGUGACCUUCGUGUACACACUCACCAACAUCGCCUACUUCACUGCCAUGUCACCCCAGGAGCUGCUGGCCUCGAACGCGGUGGCCGUGACCUUCGGGGAGAAGCUGCUGGGCUACUUCUCCUGGGUCAUGCCCGUCUCCGUGGCACUUUCCACGUUCGGAGGCAUCAAUGGUUACCUGUUCACUUCCUCCAGACUCUGCUUCUCUGGUGCCCGGGAGGGUCACCUGCCCAGUCUGCUGGCCAUGAUCCAUGUCAGACGCUGCACCCCCGUCCCCGCCCUCCUCGUCUGCUGUGGGGCCACCGCUGUCAUCAUGCUGGUGGGUGAUACCUACACUCUCAUCAACUACGUGUCCUUCAUCAACUACCUCUGCUACGGCGUCACCAUUCUGGGCCUGCUGGUGCUGCGCUGGAGGCGGCCGGCUCUGCACCGGCCCAUCAAGGUCAACCUCCUGAUCCCGGUGGCGUACUUGGUCUUCUGGGCGUUUCUGCUGGUCUUCAGCUUCAUCUCGGAGCCCAUGGUGUGCGGGGUCGGCGUCAUCAUUAUCCUCACUGGGGUCCCCAUCUUUUUCCUGGGCGUGGUCUGGAGGAGCAAACCAAAGUGUGUGCGCAGACUAGCCGAGUCCCUGACGUGCUGGGGCCAGGAGCUGUGCUUCGUAGUCUACCCCCAGGGCUCCCCGGAGGAGGAGAGCAGCCCCUGGGAGGCCUCCCCGCUGCCUGCUGCCUCCGACAAGCCCCUGAAGACACAGUGAGACGUCGAGGGGCCGCCGGAGCAGCGGUUUCUGUUUACAUGUUGUUUAUUGAGGAGGUGUUUUUGCAAAAACAUUCGUUUUUUUUUCUCCCGAAACAACAAAAACGAUCCAAUUCUUGGAGGGGUGAGGAGCCCCCAGAAGUGUGGGCAGGCUCCCUGUCACUCCACCCUCCUGGCCCGCCUGGAAGGUCCCCGAAUAAAACAGGCUGGUGGCCCUCGAGAGAGCCGCCGCUCGGCUGA
Molecule: messenger RNA, 1929 nt
Organism: Sorex fumeus (smoky shrew)
Lineage: Eukaryota; Metazoa; Chordata; Mammalia; Eulipotyphla; Soricidae
Gene: SLC7A10
Product: solute carrier family 7 member 10
Exons: 11
Coding region: 116-1690 (524 amino acids)
Biological process (GO): D-serine transmembrane transport; D-alanine transmembrane transport; amino acid transmembrane transport
Cellular component (GO): membrane
Molecular function (GO): neutral L-amino acid transmembrane transporter activity; L-amino acid transmembrane transporter activity
Source: RefSeq, a predicted model, not a curated record